Messenger RNA from Apiotrichum porosum, 483 nucleotides. RefSeq lists its product as uncharacterized. The coding region runs from base 1 to 483 and encodes 160 amino acids. The transcript has a single exon. The record is from RefSeq and is a predicted model, not a curated record. Lineage: Eukaryota; Fungi; Basidiomycota; Tremellomycetes; Trichosporonales; Trichosporonaceae.
AUGCUCGCCCGCUAUCGCCUAGUGGCGCGUCUCACACGCUGCCUGUCCACCUCUUCGCGCUCUUCCACCGCGGCGUCGUCUCCCCUCCGUCCGUCCGUCAAGACCACCGACCUUGGUCUGCCAGUCACCCCUCUGCCGGAUCCCAUCCCCUCUGUGCCGCGCACACCGCUCGACCGCGCUGCCUUACAUCGUCUGUGCAAGCUUGCCGCCCUCAACCCUCCCGCAAAGGGGAGCGAGGCCGAGACGCAGCUCCUGGCCGACCUCGGCGAGCUCGUGGGCCUCAUGGACCUCGUGGGCGAGGCCGUCACGCUGGACGCGGACGUCGGCGAGCUCCUCACUGCGGGCGUGGGCGAGAUUGUCAUUGACGCAGGCAAACAGCGCGGUAACGAGGACAAGGACGGCGAGGAGCGCGGACGCGAGCUGCUGCAGUACGCUACGAGGCGCGUUGGCGACUACUAUGGCUUCAAGAGCGAGCGCGCAUGA